AUGACCUCCUAUGGAACUUUCUUUACAAAGGAACAGUUUGUCUGUUCAAUUUGUUUGGAAGUAUUUAGGGAUCCUGCUACUAUUCCUUGUGGCCACAGUUUCUGCAUAGCCUGUCUGAAAGCAUACUGGGAUCGAGGUGAUCGUGAGAGUUUGUACCUUUGUCCUAUCUGCAGAGAAGUGUUCAAGCCCAGGCCAGCUCUCCGCAGGAACAACAUCCUGAAAGAUGUUGUGGAGCACUUCCUAUCUUUUCAGCCAGAGGUCAGUCAAAUCUCACACAUUCCCACUGAUGAUGACAUUUUCUGUGACUUCUGCACUGAUGUGAAACAGGGAGCAGUCAAGUCUUGCUUAGUGUGCAUGGCUUCUUACUGUGAACAGCACAUACAGUCCCACUAUCAAAAGGCUGUUCUGAGGGCACACAAGUUGGUGUGUCCCAUGAAAGAUUUUGAAGGACAUCAGUGCAAACUUCAUGCUCGACCCCUGGAAAUGUUUUGUCGCACUGAUCAGGCAAGCAUCUGCUAUGAGUGUUUGGGUCAAGAACAUAAAAAUCAUGAAACAGUGACUUUGGAACAAGAAAGAGCUCUAAAACAGGAACAACUGUCAAAGAUGCAAAAUAAACUAGAGGAGCAAAUACAGCAAGUGGAAUCUAAUAUUCAGAAGAUAAGACAAGCAAUGGAGUCCCUAAAAAUCUCAGCAUGCUUGCAGAAGGAGGAUAUUGUAAUAAAAUUUUCGAAGCUUACAGCUGUCUUGGAAGCAUUUCAAAGAGAGUUGCUGCAAUUUGCUGAGGAUGAGGAAGGAGCAGUCCUUGCAGAGGCAGAAGGCAGAAUUCGUGAACUGGAGAAGAAGGCUGCUGAGCUCAAAAACAACAAGCACAAGUUAGAACUGCUUCCAAAGGAGGAAGACAGCCAUCUGUUUUUACAGGGAUUCCAGACUUUGAAGGUAUCAACAGACUGCAGACACUUGCCAAGAUUCACUGCCAACAGAAAUUUUCACCUCACAGCUACAGACCAGGUGGUUUCAGUAGUAACUGACCAACUAAAGGAUACCUGCAAGAACCAGAUGGAAAAUCUAUCUUCAGAAGUGAGAGGUCGAAUUCCUUUUAUUAGAGUGCCUACAAUGUUGAGAAAUCCGAAGACACGUGAAGAUUUUUUGCACUAUGUUACUGACCUGACUCUGGAUCCUAGCUCAGCUGAUUUGUUCCUACAACUUUCUGAAGAAAAUAAGCAAGCUGCACGAACUGUGACAUCCCCGGCUGAUCCUGGGACUCCGGCAAUAGGCAGUCAAGGAAGUAAAGUACUAUGCAUGGAGAGUCUCCAGGGAGAACGAUUCUACUGGGAGGUUGAAAUCAGCAACAGCUGGGUUGGACUGGGAGUCACAACUCAACCCACAAAAGAUGAGGAGACUUCAGGUCAGAUUGGUGCUGACAAACUGUCCUGGUGGCUGCAGUGGAAUGGGUUUAACUACAUUGCCCAGCAUAGUUCCACUGAAGUGGUUAUAGAUCAGCGGUAUUUUAACAAGAUUGGCAUGUACUUAGAUUGUGAAGCAGGCACCCUGACAUUCUAUGGUGUUACUAAUGCAAUGGUCUGCCUGCAUCGGUUCCGAGUAACAUGUACUCAGCCACUGCAUCCUAUCUUUUGCCUGGAGUCACAAGAUUCUUACAUAAGAAUAUGCAGCUUUAACUGAAAGCAGUAUGGGGGAAAAGUAAAUAUGAUGAUUUAUGAUAAGAGAAAACAGAUGAUGAUUUAUAUUCUAAUUUAAUUCAGUUUCAUGUAUGAAAACCCUUUUUUGCUUCCUUUUAUACUGGACAUGUUGUGGACAUUUAUUCAACUGUCAGUUAAGUUUGGAGGGAAACCUUGUGGCUGGUUAGUAGAAGAAACAGAUUUUAUGGACCUAAGCAAAAGGUAGUGAAUAAAAAUAAGUUGAAGAAAUUACACUGCAUAUGUCUUAUAACGCACAAAAAUUAAAUAAUUUUUUUACAUUUCUAUAAAAGUUUUUUUUUUUCAAACAUCUGAUAAGACCAGAUCUUUAUGAUACCUCAGUAAGCUUAAUAAAAUAUGGGAAACUCAUACUGCAUUUAAUUUCCAUAAUUAUAUUUUUUUGUGGACAAUUUUGUUUCACUCUCCUCCAAAAAUAUCAUGCCAAUGCUAUAUAAACAGUGUUCGUAUAUGGGGCCGAAUUCCUAAUGGUUACCUCGAGGUGUAUAUGAUGUGUACACAUCGAGGUAACAUUUUGGAAUUUAGUGACAACCCUACCGUGGUGCUGU
Molecule: messenger RNA, 2260 nt
Organism: Protopterus annectens (West African lungfish)
Lineage: Eukaryota; Metazoa; Chordata; Ceratodontiformes; Protopteridae
Gene: TRIM47
Product: tripartite motif containing 47
Exons: 6
Coding region: 1-1680 (559 amino acids)
Molecular function (GO): protein binding; zinc ion binding
Source: RefSeq, a predicted model, not a curated record